Messenger RNA from Micropterus dolomieu (smallmouth bass), 2801 nucleotides. RefSeq names its product estrogen-related receptor delta (gene esrrd). The transcript has 8 exons. Gene Ontology annotation, cellular component: nucleus. Gene Ontology annotation, molecular function: DNA-binding transcription factor activity; sequence-specific DNA binding; nuclear steroid receptor activity. The coding region runs from base 64 to 1506 and encodes 480 amino acids. The record is from RefSeq and is a predicted model, not a curated record. Lineage: Eukaryota; Metazoa; Chordata; Actinopteri; Centrarchiformes; Centrarchidae. Gene Ontology annotation, biological process: regulation of DNA-templated transcription.
UGAAGCUGCAGGUCUGACGUUUGCGGUUCAGGCUGUUGGAACUGAUCUGGGAUCAGGUUCAGGAUGGAGCUGAAGGACUUCUGUCUGACAGACCGCUAUCCCUUCAUCAGUCCACAGCGCCUCUUGGACUCCUCGUCCUCCUCCUCUCCAGCUGAUGAAGCUCAGUCUCCGGCCUCCUUCCUCCACUCCUCCCCCCUCAGUCCCGCCUUCCCCCUGGGCGCCACGCCCGCUCUCAGCCCGUCACACCCGGCCUUCCUCCUCCCCAGCCCGGCCCACUCCUCCUCCUCCUCCACCUCCUCCUCCUCUUCUUCCUACAGCCUCCUCUGUGGAGCGCCGGAGCCCGACUCCCCGACAGGAUCUAGUUCCAGCGGAGGAAGCGUCGGAGGCAGCGCCGUGGUGUCCGAGGCUGCCGUGCGUUUCUCGUUGUCACAGACGGGUUCGUUUUCAGCACAGGUGGACUCCAUCCUGAGGGGCGACUUCCUGACGCCGAUGGGCGCCGCGGGGCCAAAGAGGCUCUGUCUGGUGUGCGGCGACUUCGCCUCCGGGUAUCACUACGGCGUGGCGUCCUGCGAGGCCUGCAAGGCUUUCUUCAAGAGGACCAUACAAGGCAACAUCGAAUACAGCUGCCCGGUGAUGAACCAGUGUGAGAUCACCAAGCGGAGGAGGAAAGCCUGUCAGGCCUGCCGCUUCCAGAAAUGUCUCCAGGCCGGGAUGAUGAGGGAAGGUGUUCGGAUGGACCGAGUGAGAGGAGGACGGCAGAAGUACAAGAGGCGGGUGGAGACGGGACUGAGUUUAUACGCCAAAGCCCCGUACAGCCACGCCGUCAGCAGCCGAAACAAGGUAAUUUCCCAUUUGCUGCUGACAGAGCCCGCCCCGUUGGCCGCCAAUCAGGACGAUUCGACCAAUGACAGCAGCCUGCGGACCCUGCUGACCCUGUGUGACCUCCUGAACCGGGAGCUGCUGGUCCUGAUUAGCUGGGCCAAACAGAUACCAGGUUUCUCCAGGCUCUCAUUGGUCGACCAGAUGUCACUUCUGCAGAGCGGUUGGAUGGAGGCGCUGCUUGUGGGCGUGGCCUGGCGGUCGCAGGGCGCGGCGGCGGAGGAGAUCGUGUUCGCCGGGAACCUGCGGCUGGACGAGGCCCAGUGUCGAGCCGCGGGACUGGCCGAGCUCUAUAAGGCCGUGCGUCACCUGACGGCGAGAUACCAGGCGAUGAACCUGAGCCCCGAGGAGGCCGUGACGCUGAAGGCCAUGGCGCUCGCUAACUCAGACGCCGACCCGGUGGACUGUCCUGACUCGGUGCAGAGGUUCCAGGACGGGCUCCACGAGGCCCUGCAGGAGUACGAGUCGACCCGCAGAGAGCAGCACCGGGCGGGCCGGCUCCUGAUGAGCCUCCCCCUCCUGAGACAGACGGCCGACCGAGCCGUGGAGGCCUUCCUGUGGCUGCACCGCCACCGCUGCGUACCCCUCCACAAACUGCUGCUGGAGAUGCUGGACGCCAAGGCCUGAACCCCUGAGACCAUGUAGGAGAGGACAGACAUGGACUGUACGCCAUCGCUCUGAGACCACGUCACCAUCAACAGAUGACGGACUGUACGCCAUCGCUCUGAGGACGCAUCUGAAAUGCUACAUGUUUAAAUGUUGCUAUUUUUGAACUGAGUUUGAUUACAGUCACCUAAUAAAAGUGCUAACGUUAACCUAAACUCUGACAAACUAGCAUCUAACCCCCCCCCAUAGUGGCUCCAAGUACUAUAGAGAGCCUAAGUUCCUCCCCUACCGGUGGACCACCAUGGGACCUUACUUUAGAAAAACGGUAGUUAACGGCAAGAGACAAUUUUUUGAUCCUAUUUGAAUUGUGCUCUGAAUUUCACACGGUCAAUUUAAAAGUCAGUAAAGUCGCAGUUUAAUGUGAAGUAUCAGACUGUGAAAACACAUAAUUACCACUGUAACUUUUUCUCUCAAUGACUGAAGCUAACGUCAAAGAACUUCCAUGUGUACAUGAUGUGAUAAAAGGACAGGUGAGAUAUUUCUGCGUGGAACAUGGCUUAGUAACCUAGCUAGCAGCAACUAAGCAAUGAACGUUAGCUUAGCAUUACCGCGUUAACAUGUUGGUGACGUAUAUUGUGAGACGAGACAUGUAGUUCAUUGGAUCGGUUUUCACACAAAAUGACAUGUAACUUCACUGUUUCCUGACAGACAAAAAAACUCGCUGUUAACUACCGAACAUAUUUUUGUUUGAAAUAAGGUCCCAUGGGCCGGAAGCGGAAAUGAGUGACUUAAGCUCUCUAUUAAAGUUAGCAAAUGAGACGCCCCUUUGUCUUUGGAAUUAACACUAGGUCACUACUGUAGGCCGUAAGCUAGUUAGCCGCAUAUGCUAACGUUAGGGCAGAUAAACAAUUCUGUUCGUUAAUUAAAAAAAACACAAGGGAAACAAACUCUUGAUGCGCCUGCUGCGACUAGAAAUGUUUGGACAAUCACUGUUUGGGGGGCGGGGUUUUUAGAGAGCAGUCAGUAAAAUACGAUUAAACUCUGAGUGUGAACAAACUCACCCCUCUCAUCAUCCUCAUCUGAAACUGGACAGAUUUUACAUUUCUGAUCCAUUUUUGUAAAAGAAAACAAGAUAUUUUUGUGUGAACUAUUUUCUCAGCGUGUGAUCUGUGUUUUACUUUGAGCCACGACGACGGACUUUUAUUUUGUUGUUCAAAGACGAUUUUUGUAACUCUGCUGAUUAUUGAUUGGCAGCUGAUUAGUCUGAACUCUAGUUUGUAUUUGCAGAUUUUGGAAUAAACAGGUUUCUAACUUCA